UCUUUUCCCUUCCCUAUUUCCUACUCACCUCCCCACACACACUGGCACCCUUCUCUCUGUCGUGACCAGCUCCACUCCAGUAAGAGAGCUGAGCUGUUGCUGGUCCUCCUAUCUCUGAGACUGUUCCCCAUGUCCCCAAACUGGCUCCUCAACCUCUCAUCUCCCCUUUUCGGGGUGCCCCUCCAUCUCUUCUUCAUCUCCGUCCUCUUUGGUCUUCUGCCCUACAACUUUCUCUGUGUCCAGUCAGGUCUAAUGUUGGCAGAGUUGAGGGGUGUGGCC
Molecule: messenger RNA, 279 nt
Organism: Geodia barretti
Lineage: Eukaryota; Metazoa; Porifera; Demospongiae; Tetractinellida; Geodiidae
Source: the annotation of a GenBank genome assembly